Molecule: messenger RNA, 1958 nt
Organism: Aethalodelphis obliquidens (Pacific white-sided dolphin)
Lineage: Eukaryota; Metazoa; Chordata; Mammalia; Artiodactyla; Delphinidae
Gene: RHCG
Product: Rh family C glycoprotein
Exons: 11
Coding region: 103-1485 (460 amino acids)
Biological process (GO): ammonium homeostasis; ammonium transmembrane transport
Cellular component (GO): apical plasma membrane; basolateral plasma membrane; plasma membrane
Molecular function (GO): ammonium channel activity
Source: RefSeq, a predicted model, not a curated record
CCGGACUCGGCCGCCCCGCCCCUGCCCAAGUCUUAAAAGCCUCUCUCGCCUCCGAGCGUCCGAACUGCCUGCUGCCCGUCCCGGCCAGGCGCCCCCUGCAGCAUGGCCUGGAACACCAAUCUCCGCUGGCGGCUGCCGGUCGUCUGCCUGCUCCUGCAGGUGGCCCUGGUGGUCCUCUUCGGCGUGUUCGUGCGCUAUGACCUGGAUGCCGACGCCCACUGGAUCGAGGAGAGGAUGUCCAGGAACAUUUCCAGCGACUUGGACAACGAAUUCUACUAUCGGUACCCGAGCUUCCAGGACGUGCACGUGAUGAUCUUCGUGGGCUUCGGCUUCCUCAUGACCUUCCUGCAGCGCUACGGCUACAGCGCCGUGGGCUUCAACUUCCUGCUGGCGGCCUUCGGCAUCCAGUGGGCGCUGCUCAUGCAGGGAUGGUUCCACUCCUUUGACGGACGCUACAUUCUCUUGGGCGUGGAGAACCUCAUCAAUGCGGACUUCUGUGUGGGCUCUGUCUGUGUCGCCUUUGGGGCAGUUCUGGGCAAAGUCAGCCCUGUCCAGCUACUCAUCAUGACUCUCUUCCAAGUGACCCUCUUCUCAGUGAAUGAGUUCAUUCUCCUCAGCCUGCUAGAGGUGAAGGAUGCAGGGGGCUCCAUGACCAUCCACACAUUCGGCGCCUACUUUGGGCUCACAGUGACCUGGAUCCUCUACCGACCCAACCUAUAUCAGAGCAAGGACAGGCCAAGCUCUGUGUACCACUCGGACCUCUUUGCCAUGAUCGGCACCCUCUUCCUGUGGAUGUACUGGCCCAGCUUCAACUCAGCUGUGUCCAAUCACGGAGACGCCCAGCACCGAGCUGUCAUCAACACCUACUGCUCCUUGGCAGCCUGUGUGCUCACUGCGGUGGCGCUGUCCAGCGUCCUGCAUAAGAAGGGCAAGCUGGAUAUGGUGCACAUCCAGAACGCCACGCUCGCGGGAGGGGUGGCCGUGGGCACCGCCGCCGAGAUGAUGCUCAUGCCUUACGGCUCCCUCAUCAUCGGCUUCAUCUGCGGCAUCAUCUCCACGCUGGGUUUUGUGUACCUGACGCCAUUCCUGGAGUCCCGGCUGCGGAUCCAGGACACGUGUGGCAUUCACAACCUGCAUGGCAUGCCCGGCAUCAUAGGUGGCAUUGUGGGUGCUGUGACGGCAGCCUCUGCCAACACUGAGCUGUAUGGGCAGGAAGGGCUUGCCUUUGCCUUUGGCUUUGGAAGUUCCACACUGAGCUGGAACGCAAGCACACAGGGCAAGUUCCAGGCUGCUGGUCUCUUUGUGUCGCUGGCCAUGGCCCUGGUGGGCGGCAUCAUCGUAGGGGUCAUUUUGAAAUUGCCAUUCUGGGGACAAGCCGCUGAUGAGAACUGCUUUGAGGAUGCAAUCUACUGGGAGAUGCCCAAGGACCAGAAGAAUAUUGUCUUCCGUUCUGAGGACCCCACCCUCAAGCCCUCAGAACCUUAAACUCCCAAGGCAAGUGAGAAGCAGGCUCCACAGACUGUUCCAGCAUUCCCCCAAGGAGCCAGUGCUGAUCAAGCUGGGAACAAAAGAGCAAGGCGAGCGGCACUCCACCUGCUGGCCCGGUCCAGGGUGCCUCCAUCUCUCCCUCCGCCUUCAUCCCAGGGGACCUGCCUGAGAAUGGAGGAGGAGCUAUAGACAAAGUGGGCAUCCAAGCCAGGUUCUGGCUGCAGGAAGCCUGCCACCAGGGGUCUUGGUGGCCACAGCCUGAGAAAAGCAGGCAGGAGUGGGGCUGGGGGCUGGAGAUGGACCUGAGCCCUCCUAUGAGACAACGUAGCUGCCAACCACCGACUGCUGGGCUCUUCCACUCCCUUCCUGCCCCUCAGCCAGUAUCUCCCAUGCCCCCUGAAACCUCCAGGCCUCUCUGUGCCAUGCAGAUGGUAGCCUCCGUGAAUAAAACGUUCUUGGUGUUCUUUGUA